AUGGGUGCCACGUCGCACGAGGCCUACGUUGUCAAGACCCUCGAAGCCAACUUGACGCAGCCGCUCACAGUCUUUCGUGUCGUCACCCCGGCGGAUUCCAUGGACGCAGAGGGCCCCCCGGAGUCACACUCGUCGCCGCCGCCGGGCCGCAUUGCCGUGGUGGGAAUGGGCGGGCGCGGCCCGGACAGCCACGCCAACGACUCCCUCGACCAGUUUUGGAACCUCAUCCGGCAGGGCCAGGACGUCGCCCGAACCAUCCCAGAGGACCGUUUCGACGCCGACAGUCUGUUCCCGCCCCACGCGGCAUCUUCGUCAUCAUCAUCAUCAUCACCCUGCCGGUCAUCGACAGACUAUGGGUGCUUCCUCCGGGACCCCGGUCACUUUGAUGCCCGAUUUUUCCGUCUUUCCCCUCGGGAAGCCACCCUGCUCGACCCCUGCAGCCGGCUCUUCCUCAUGGCCGCCCACGCGGCUGUCGAGAUGUCCGGGUACUCGGACGGUCCCACCCGAACUGUUGACCCGGCCCGCAUCGCCGUCAUCUACGGCCAGAGCAAUGAGGACGGCUACAUGACGAGCCAUCACGAGCGUGGGUGCGACGCUUACACGCUGCAGACGGUCCAGCGAGCCUUUGCACCAGGUCGCGUCGCCCACCACUUUGGAUGGGAGGGCCCGACCUGGUCGGUCGACUCAGCCUGCUCAACCUCUUCUUCUAUCCUGCACCUGGCAACCCGCCUCCUGGUGUCGGGUGAGGUUGAUAUGGUCGUCGCCGGUGCCUCAAAUGUCAUUUCAAGCCCGCACGGCUGGUGCGCCCUUUCCAAGUCUGGCGUGCUGUCCGCCACCGGCAACUGUAAGCCCUUCCGCGACGACGCCGACGGAUACUGCCGCGGCGAGUUCGUUGGUGCCGUGGUGCUCAAACGCCUUGAAGAUGCCGUCGCCCACAACGAUAAUGUCCUCGCCGUCAUUGCGGCCUCGGGCAAGAACCAGUCAGGCAACGCCGCGUCCAUCACAGCACCCGAUGCCGGCGCCCAGGAGCGGCUGUUCAGGCGGGUGCUCCGCACCGCUGGCGUCGCCCCGGCCGAUGUCUCGUACGUUGAAGCACACGGCACCGGCACUCCCGUUGGCGACCCCUGCGAGAUGACCGCCGUCUCCAAUGUCCUAGCGAGACCUGGCGUCGAGGACGACACGCAUCGGCUUGCGGUGGGCGCCGUCAAGGCUAACAUUGGCCACAGCGAGGCCGCUUCGGGCAUCGCCUCACUCAUCAAGGGCGUCUUCAUGUUCCGCCACCAGAUCAUGCCGCCCCAGGUUGGCAUGCCUCACGCUUUGCACCCGAGGUUGCCACCCCUGGCUGAGCUGGGCAUCGCGAUCCCGUCCGCCGAGCGCAUUUUCGCAUCAGCACCGGGUAGGCCGAGACGCAUCCUCCUCAACAACGUCGACGCGGCCGGCGGCAACUCUUGCCUACUGCUUGAAGACCCGGCUGGUCUUGUCCCACAAGCCACCGCAUCCUCCGAGGGCCCCUCCGCCGACCACUAUGUGGUGGCUGUCAGCGCGCGGACGCAGGCAUCGCACCGCGAGAACAAGCGCCGGCUGGUCAGCUGGCUCAAGGCGAACCCGGCGGCGCGGCUCGCAGACGUGGCCUACACGACAACCGCUCGGAGGGUCCACCACCGCCCUUUCCGCUCCGCCUACGCCGUCUCAUCGGUUAGAGACCUUAUCGGGUCUCUCGAAACAGACUUGGACCUGACGAACGACGCGGAUACGCGUCUCCCAGGUGCUGCUGUCAGCACCACCUUGCCGGGUCACAGGUCGCGACCUGUCGUAUGGAUCUUUCCAGGACAGGGCUCCGAGCAUGUCGGAAUGGGCAGGGAAUUGUACCAUUCCAGCCCCGUCUUCCGCGGGAUGGUCGACCGUUGCGCGCAGCUCUGUGCCGAGCACGGCUUCCCCCCCUUUGUUGACGUCAUCGUGGAUGCUGCCGGACGUCAGGGCGAAGGUGUCGAGACGGAGAGCGGCGGCGACACGAUAGUAAAGAACCACCUCGCCUUGGUGACGCUCGAGCUAGCGCUGGCCGCCUUCUGGCGCCAUGUCGGUGUCGAGCCGACCAUGGUGAUUGGCCACUCGCUCGGUGAGUACGCGGCCCUUCACGUGGCUGGCGUCCUUUCGCUCGCCGAUGCCCUCCAUCUCGUAGGCCACCGUGCGCGGCGGCUACUCGCCGUGUGUGAACCCGGCGCCUGCGCCAUGCUCGCCGUCUCGGCCGCUGUCGACGCGGUUGAGGCCUUCUUGGCCUCUAGACGGGGCCUGCUGCCGUCGUGCACCGUGGCUUGUAUCAACGGACCGAGCGCUGUUGUUGUUAGCGGCACGAGGGCCGAUGUCCUCACCGCUUCCGAGGAGUUGGCCCGAGAGGGCAUCCGCUCUCGGCGGCUCUCCGUCCCCUACGGGUACCACUCGUCACAAAUGGACGCCGUGGUUCCUGACCUAGAGAGGCUUGCGGCGGCCGUGACCUUCUCGCCGCCCAAGGUGCCGCUGGCCUCGACGCUUCUCGCGUCCGUGGUGAAGACGUCCAGCAAGACGAUCAACCAUAGCUACCUGGCACGGCAGACCCGUUGUCUUGUGAACUUUUCCGGAGCCGUGAAGGCCGCCAACGCCACACUGGGAGAGGGCAACAACGCCAUCUGGCUCGAGCUGGGCCCCCGAGGCGUAUGUGCAUCUCUGGUACGUUCCAUUCUCCCGUCCUCGGUGCGAGAGUCCACCGUGGUUGCGUCGACAAUGGAGCAUCGUAAAACCGCAUCUACUUGGUCGUCCGUCUGUAGUUGCCUGUCCGACAUGUACGCCAACGGCAUCGACUUGGACUGGCUCCGGCUCCACGGGCCGCGUCAGGGAAGCCUCAAGCUCUUGUCUACGCUACCGACGUACGCCUGGGAUGUCCAGGAUUACUGGAUCAGGUGGACUGAGAAGACGUCAGCUCCAUCGCAAGAAGCAAGCUCGGCCGGACAAGACGCGGCUGGGCUACAGACAAUGCACUACACCUGCGCGCAAAACAUAAUCGACAAGACGGACACCCAGGUGACGUUCCGUUCGCGGCUUGCCCACCCGGCUUUGAAGCAGAUAAUCGACGGCCACCGAGUGCAGGGAGUUCCCGUGUGUCCCGGCUCUGUGUAUUGCGACGCCGCGCUUGCCGCCGCCUCCCAUGUGCUCGGGGAGCAGAGCGACACGGAUGGCUUGGGACUCGCCCUCGCUGAUAUUUCUCUCAUCCGCCCGCUUACCGAAAACCUGGUGGGAUCGGACGGGGAACUCUUCACCAGCGCAACGGUUCAGCAAGACCUCAAGACUGGUACGGCCCAAGCCGUCGCGGUCUCGUUCAAGACCUCCUCCGGGUCCCCAUCGCUGGCACGUCAAGUUGCGCUCGGCACAUGCACCGUCACAAGGCAGGACCCAACAGCGAUCCAAGCUGUAUGGGAACGCAACUCGUACUACGUCAAGUCGCGAAUGGACCUCAUCACCCAAAACGCCAAAGAAGGGCGCGGUCACUGGCUCCAGCCUGCACUCUUUUACUCCCUCCUGUCCCGCACGUUCGAGUACCACAAUGAGGGCUUCAAGGCCAUCACCGAAGCCUUCGUGUCCCCGGACUUCCAGGACGCCACCGCGCACUGCGUCCUGGCUGAGACUGCGCCCGGAACCCGCUUCGUCUCGUCGCCAUACUGGGGGGAGGCCUUGGUUCACUUGGCCGGCUUUCUUGCAAACUGCCGUCCUCGCCAGCCUACCGCCGCCGAUUCCACCAUCUGCAUCAUGCACAGCAUCGGCCGCAUUGAGCGAGUUGCUGCGCUCGAGCCCGGCAAGGCCUACACGACGUACGCCCGCAUCUGCACGAAGAGGUAUGACGCAUUGUAUUGUGAUGUGUUUGCUUUUGACGCCGCCGGUACCAUGGUCCUCUCAUGUGUCGAUAUGUGUUUUCGCGAGUUGAGCACCACCGUCAUGGCGCAGGCGUUGGGAACGUUCAAGGGCCCCCCCGUCCCCGGUGACGAUGUUCUUACUCGCGACGCGAAGCCACGCGCCGUCAUCUCGGCUCCUUCAAAGGGCACGAAGCCCCUCGCGACGUACGUGACAGGUCGACAAGACAUAAACCAGGCAGCAGACGAACCGGCAACGAGGGGUGAGACUGUGGAUGUUGCGGACGCCGUCAUCCGGAGUAUUGCCGUGGAAACGGGAUGCCACUUGUCACGUCUCGCCGACGACCAGGACUUGGUCGAUCUCGGCGUUGACUCCAUCAUGGCCAUCGAGAUCGUGUCCAGCGUAAAGGCCACGACCGGGUGCGACCUCGCCCCGAGCUUCCUGCUUGAGUGCCACACCAUUGGUCACCUGCGCUCCCUGCUGCGUGGUCGGAAUAAGGCUAGCCCGUCGAACGACAGCGGCGACGUUGACAGCAACAGGGAUGAUCUAGAAGCCUGCAAAUCGGGCUCGUCAGCCGAUUCGGAAGACGACAACGACCGCAACAAGAACAACAGCAGCAACAAAGUUCGUCCUCAGGCGAGAGUCACGUUACUGUCCAAGUGUACAAACGCAAACAAACAAGCCGGCCAGCACCGGUUGUACCUGAUGGCCGAUGGUUUUGGCUCCGUGUCUUCCUACGUCCACCUGCUCGCCCACAGGUUCCCAGCCGACCUGUACGGCAUCGACUCGCCAUACCUCCGGUGCCCAUUGCAGCUAACCCCCGACGUGAGCAUCGAGAGCAUUGCACGCCUUAUGGUCGACGCGCUGCUCCAACAUCAGCCCCAUGGCCCCUUCACGCUUGGCGGCUUCUCCGGAGGCGGCAUCCUGGCCUACGAGAUGACCCGCCAACUUAUUGCGGCCGGCCACGAGGUCCGGGGCCUUCUCAUCAUCGACAUGCGGUGCCCGCUGCCGCUGCCGGAACAAAACCUGAAGAUGCCAUCGUCGGACCGCGCUGUGCCGCCCGACAUCAUCCAGAACCUGACCAACCACACCUUUGCCCUCACCUCAGUCGGCUGGAACCCAGACUCGGACACGGCCCGCCAUCUGGUCAGGUUCUUAGACACCGUAGCUAGGUACUGCCCUCCAAUGCCGCCGCCGCCGCAGCUGCAACAGGCCUGUUUCAACGUAGCCACGGCCAUCGUGUGGUGCGUGAAGGGCAUGAUAACACAUCUGCAGCGGCACCCUGACCUCAUGCGGCGCGCGGCCGAACACGGCGUUCCUCUUGAGCCGUUUCCCGGCUUUAUGCAGGACGCCAAGCUCGGCCACCUGCUCUGGAGCCUGCUGAACAAGACGCCCGCCGACUUGGGCCCCAACGGUUGGGAGAACUACGUCAAUAAUGGCAGCGGCCAGAGCGACCGCGACAUAUUGUGUUUGUCGGUGGACGCCAACCAUCAGGAGGUAAUGCAGCCGACAUAUGCUCGUAAGACAGCCGAGGCCAUUGGAAAGGCAUUGGGUUUUUUUAGUGAUCGAGCUGAUGAACGGCAUGGCUCAUAA
Messenger RNA from Colletotrichum navitas, 5472 nucleotides. Its product is annotated as polyketide synthase. The record is from RefSeq and is a predicted model, not a curated record. The coding region runs from base 1 to 5472 and encodes 1823 amino acids. NCBI's taxonomy places the organism in Eukaryota, Fungi, Ascomycota, Sordariomycetes, Glomerellales, Glomerellaceae. Gene Ontology annotation, biological process: secondary metabolite biosynthetic process; fatty acid biosynthetic process. Gene Ontology annotation, molecular function: fatty acid synthase activity; phosphopantetheine binding. The transcript is spliced from 2 exons.